AUGAGAGUUUCUUUCGUUGCCAUCUUCUUCUGUGGCCUGCUGCUGGGAUCCUCCUCGGUGAAUGGAGACGACGAUGACAACGGCGGGUCCUCUCCCUUGAGUCCCUCCUCGUCUGUUCCUUGCUCUUUGCCUCUCGACGUCAGCAGCAAGCUUCUCCCUUUCAACACCUCCUCCCUCAUCUGCAGCAGCGUGUGGAGUUCCCAGGGCUUCACGCUGAUGGUAGAUCCUUCUCUUUCCUUGCGUCAUCCGCACCGCUUCAUGUCAUUCUGAUCCCCGAGGGUGCUCCUUCGCAGUUCAAGCAGAGCGGGGCGAGCCUGUGGAGCUUCGUCCUCUCGGCGCCUGAUGACAGCGCGUACAUCGCCGUGGGCUUCUCACCCAGCGGCAGGAUGAUCGGCGCCAGCGCCGUCGUCGGUUGGGUCACCAGCUCCGGCGCUGGGAUCGUGAAGCAGUAUUAUCUUGGGGGCUACCGCUCAGGGGACUGUCCGCCGGACAAGGGGAGCCUGAAGCUUAUGCCCGGUAGCUCGACCAUCGUAUCGCAGUCCUCGAAGCUGUACCUCGCGUUCCAGCUGAACAUCGCUGCGCCCGAAUCGAACCUGGUCCUCGCCGUCGGGCCUCGGGGGACGUUGCCCGGGUCGGACAAUUACUUGCCGCAGCACCGGACCAUGGUGCGUGUCUCCGUUAACUACGUCUCCGGUGAGCCACUGUUCCCUCGAACCCACCUCUCAUACUUCCCGCGCCGGAUUCUCCGUAAAGCUGUUUUAACGCCGUCGUCGUCGCAGGUCAGGGCAGCUCCCCCGACACCACGUCGGUGACUUCCCCUUCGACUCCAUCCUCGUCAGUGUCAGCUUGCUCCGCCAACCUCAACAUCAACGCCAGCCUCAUUCUCUUCGAUACGUCGUCUCUCAAGUGCUACACAGCGUGGAGAUCGCGGGACUUCACCCUGCUGGUACCCGCGUCGUCGUCUUAUUCAAACACUGGCGGCGAUGCCGCCGCCUACCACAGACUCUGACUGAUGACGCGAUGUCUUGCCCUUCUUCCUGAUCAGUACAAGCAGAGCGGGCCGAGCCUCUGGAGCUUCGUCCUCACGGCGCCGGACAACAAUGUCUACAUCGCGAUUGGGUUCUCCUCAAAGGGGCGGAUGAUUGGGUCCGACGCCGUCGCCGGCUGGGUCCCCAGCUCCGGCGCCGGCGUUGUGAAGCGGUACACGUUGGGAGGUUAUAGCCCCGGGGCGUGCCCCCCGGACCAGGGGAACCUGCGGCUCGUGGAUGGCAAGUCUCAGAUCAUCUCCCAGUCGUCGCGCCUGUACCUCGCCUUCCAGCUGAACACUUCCCAGCCUGAAUCUAAUCUCAUCUACGCCAUCGGCCCCAGCGGCCAGCUCCCGUCGUCGGACUCCCUCCUGCCGGCUCACGUGGCCUCCACGAGCACCAGCCUCAACUACGCCACUGGUAAUAUUCCCUCCUCUCGUUCCCCCGAGGAUUUUAAACGAUCGAGAUCACGAAGGAAUAACUUGAAUUCGGCACUUUUUUGCUUAAUUAAUUGCAGGUGAGAGUUCCUCAGUAGUAGCGAGUUCUAAUCUGCAGCGAUUUCACGGGGUUGCGGGUAUGCUGGGGUGGGGAGUCCUCCUGCUCAUUGGAGUCGCCAUUGCUCGCUUCUGCAAGCGAUGGGAUCCGUUCUGGUUCUACGGCCACCUCUCCCUGCAGUUAUCCGGGUUCGCCUUGGGAAUAGCCUGCGUCAUCUCCGGAUUCAGCCUCGAGGACAAGGUCGGCGUCGACGUCGACGUCCACAAGAGCCUGGGGGUCUUGAUACUGGUGCUCGGUUGCCUCCAGGUCGGCUGAAAUCAAACUCGGCGGAACACUAACCGAUUAAAACCAUACAUUCUGUGACGAUCUUUGACAUGAUUCCUCCGGUUAUCAGGUGACAGCGUUGCUGGCCCGCCCUGACAAGGGGUCGAAGAUGAGGAGAUACUGGAACUGGUUCCACCACUACGUCGGAAGGGCCGCCAUAGCCUUCGCCAUCGGGAACAUAUUCUACGGCUUCUCCUUGUCGAAUGAGGCCGUCUCGUGGAGCAUCGGGUACGGGGCCUUCCUGGGCAUCUUGCUUGCCGUCUGCUUGGUGCUGGAGGUCUGUGCGAUUUUGAGGAACCGUGAGAGUUCCCACUCAGUAUAG
Spirodela intermedia is the source of this 2166-nucleotide messenger RNA. The record is from the annotation of a GenBank genome assembly. NCBI's taxonomy places the organism in Eukaryota, Viridiplantae, Streptophyta, Magnoliopsida, Alismatales, Araceae.